AUGUACACCAAGCAGAUCGCCUCCGCCGUCGCGGCCCUGAGCUUCGUCUCUGGCGCCGUCGCUGUUGGCUGCAGUGAUCCUACCGCUACCAUCCGGUCUCCGGCUGAUGCCACCGCCAUUGCCAAGUGCGGUGACAUCGAUGGAAGCAUCCUCAUCAGCAAGGACUUCUCUGGUGACGUCAACUUGGGUGCCCUCGAGAAGAUUGGUGGUGACCUCAUUGCUCUCGACAACCCGAACAUCACCUCCCUGACGGCUAGCUUCCUCGGCGAGAUUGGUGGUGCUCUGCAGCUCAAGAACCUUAUCUCCAUGAGCAGCCUGCAGCUCCAGAGGCUCUCGACCGUUGACACAAUCGAGUGGGUUACCCUCCGCAGACUCACUGGUGCGACCUUGGGCACGCCCGGUAUCACCAAGGCCUCGUCCGUCCUCGUCGCCGAUACCACCAUCAAGAGCCUCGACGGCAUCAACGUCGACAACCUGUCCUUCCUUAACCUGAACAACAACCGUGACAUUGUCACCUUCAAGACCAACAUCAAGACCAUCAGCGACCAGGUCAUCAUCGAUGCCAACGGUCUCAAGAUGCAGAUGGAGAUGCCCAACCUGAUCUGGGCCGCCAACAUGACCAUCUCCAACGUCACCACCUUCAGCGCCCCUGCCCUCAAGACUAUCAACGGCUCCGCCAGCUUCAGCUCCAACUACUUCACUUCCGUCACGUUCCCCAACCUUACGAAGCUCGAGGAGGGUACUUUCUCGUUCAUCAGCAACCCUCAGCUCAAGAACCUCACCAUGCCCCUCCUGACCGACAUUGGCGGUGGUUUCAUUGUUGCCAACAACACCGCCCUGUCCCAGAUCAACGGCUUCAGCAAGCUCGAGAACAUUGGUGGUGCCAUCGCUCUCCGUGGCUCUUUCGAGAACUUCACCUUCCCCGCCCUUGACGACGUCCGCGGUGCCGCCGAGAUCACCUCCACUGAGGAUAUCAAGUCCUCUUGCGACAAGUUCCAGGCUGACAAGGGCAGCGAGGUCCAGGGUGGCAUCAGCUGCGUGGCGGAGAACGCCAGCGCCAACGAGAACACUGGCGAGGGCGGCAGCGGAAACAGCACCAGCGGCAACAGUGGCAACGGCAACAGCGCUGGUGCUUUCAUUGGCGUCAACAUGGCCACCGUCCUCGGCCUUGGUGCCGUCGGUGUCUUCUACACUGCCUUCUUGUAA
Microdochium trichocladiopsis is the source of this 1206-nucleotide messenger RNA. RefSeq lists its product as uncharacterized. Bases 1 to 1206 code for a protein of 401 amino acids. The transcript has 2 exons. The record is from RefSeq and is a predicted model, not a curated record. Gene Ontology annotation, biological process: fungal-type cell wall organization. Gene Ontology annotation, cellular component: plasma membrane; fungal-type cell wall. NCBI's taxonomy places the organism in Eukaryota, Fungi, Ascomycota, Sordariomycetes, Xylariales, Microdochiaceae.